Messenger RNA from Hyposmocoma kahamanoa, 1964 nucleotides. RefSeq names its product periodic tryptophan protein 2 homolog. The transcript is spliced from 11 exons. Gene Ontology annotation, molecular function: protein binding. Gene Ontology annotation, biological process: maturation of SSU-rRNA from tricistronic rRNA transcript (SSU-rRNA, 5.8S rRNA, LSU-rRNA); ribosomal small subunit assembly. NCBI's taxonomy places the organism in Eukaryota, Metazoa, Arthropoda, Insecta, Lepidoptera, Cosmopterigidae. Bases 90 to 1964 code for a protein of 624 amino acids. The record is from RefSeq and is a predicted model, not a curated record. Gene Ontology annotation, cellular component: Pwp2p-containing subcomplex of 90S preribosome; small-subunit processome.
CUGCAUAGAUUUUUUAAUAGUGUGAAGUGUCCUGUAAUGAUUCGAUUUUUCUAUGAUUAUUUAAAUUUUAUAUUUGUACGUAAAUAAACAUGAAGUUCAAUUACAAGUUUCAAAAUUUGCUGGGCACAGUGUAUAGAAAAGGAGAUAUAUUGUUUACAAAUGAUGGAAACUGUGUUAUUAGUCCUGUGGGCAAUAAGAUAGUGAUAUACAAUCUUAAACAAAACAAAAGUAACACACUUCCUGUAGAAAGUCACUUCAACUACACAGCAGUUGAUAUAGCUCCCAAUGGAUCCAUACUCAUUGCUGUGAAUGAAAAGGGUGAAGCACAAAUGAUAAGUUUGCUAACAUGUACAGUGAUACACAGAUAUAAAUUUAAGCAAGAAGUGAAUGCUAUCAAGUUUAGUCCUGAUGGAAAAUAUUUUGCUGCAUGCUGCGAUGACACUGUUUUCAUAAUGACAGCUCCGUGCACCUUCACUGGAGAAUUCCGAUCCUUUGUUAUGAAAAGAGUAUUUAAGAAGGCUCAUGAUGACGUCACGUGUCUAGACUGGUCUUCGUGUUCAAAACUACUUGCCGUUGGCUCCAAGGACACGACAACAAAAAUAUACACUAUUGAGUAUCUAGACAAUCUAAACAUGUAUUCUUUAAGUGGUCAUACAGAUAAAAUCGUGGGAGUAUUCUUUGAGAAGAAGAGUUUAGACCUAAUAACAGUUAGUCGUAAUGGUCAGAUUUGCUUGUGGGAAGCCAGUAUUGAUAUGGAUGACCUUGUGACGUCAGAGGUGCAGAUUUCGCAUAGAAAAAGGAGGAAAUUGCAGAAUGCGGACGACAGUGAGGAUGAUGUUGACGAGAAAGAUGUUAUUGAAAAAGAUAAGGAAUAUGUAAGCGAUGAAGACAAUUCAGAGGUAGGAAAACAAGAACCAAAAACAGAGGACGAUAAAAGGCUACUGUACAAGAAGUUGGGCCGGCACUAUAUCGGUGAUGCAAUUAGAAACGCUCAUCAUAAGUGCAAACUGACUGCCGUUCAGUACCAUAAGGAGACAAAGAUGUUGGUCACGGGAUUUUCUACGGGUAUAUUCUUUCUUCAUGAAAUGCCAGAUGUUAAUUUGAUACACACGCUAAGUAUAUCGGAACACAGAAUCAGUAGCAUCGCGAUGUCGUCGCCGGGCGAUUGGAUAGCGUUCGGGUGUCCUACCAUCGGUCAAUUGCUUGUAUGGGAGUGGCAAAGUGAACAAUAUGUAAUGAAGCAACAAGGCCAUUCCCUGGACAUGACAUGCCUCGCGUAUUCUCCCGAUGGCCUAUUCAUAGUAACAGGCGGCUACGACGGCAAAGUGAAAGUGUGGAAUACUACUUCAGGGUUCUGUAUUGUGACCUUCAAUGAACACAAGUCCACGGUGACCAAUGUCACAUUUAGUGCUAAUAAAAAGUUCUUUGUUUCAUCGUCGUUGGAUGGAACUGUUCGGUGUUACGAUUUGACCAGAUAUCGUAACUUUCGAACGCUGACGUCACCGAGUCUCGUGCAGUUCAGCUGCGUAGCGCUGGACUCCAGCAGUGAGCUAUGCGCCGCUGGGGGGCAGGACGUCUUCGAGAUCUUCCUCUGGUCCGUUAAGUUUGGGAAGCUGCUUGAUGUACUAGGCGGCCACGAAGCACCGGUGUCAUCAUUAUCGUUCAGCCCUACUUUGGCAAGCUCUCGGUUGGCGUCGGCCAGUUGGGACAAAACAGUUCGACUGUGGAACUGCAUAGAGAGCAGUUCCGAUUGCGAGAUCGUGAGGCUCACUUCUGAUGCGUUGCAAGUUGUUUUUAGACCUGACGGUGAAGAGAUCGCAGUGUCCACUCUAGAUGGCAAUAUAUCGUUUUUCAACACCACCACGUGCGAGCAAACCGGCAGCGUGGAGGGCCGCAAUGACCUGGGCUCUGGACGGGCCGACACCGACCUCAUUACCCCUGAGAAAAUGCUUAAAACCAAGUAA